UGAUUGGUUUGUUUGCAAAUAAAAUGAGGUUAGUUCAAUUUAUUUUUAUUUUUUUCAACGUUCAUUUAAGCCAAGAUACAAUGUACAAUUCAAACUUCAUAUAACUUUAGUAAGAACUGUUAAAAAUAAAAGCUCUCCUCUAAAAAUAUAAAAUCACAAUGUCAAUAAUAAUUUUUUCCCCGUCUAUCAUUUUUGAUGAAGACUCGGGUUUGUUAUUGGGUAGUGUACAUUCAUACCUUGAUGACAAAUGUGAAAUUAAAGUGAUAGUAAUUUACGAUAAAAUACCAUAUUAUAGUGUUGUGGAAAAGUGUGGGUUUGACAAUGAAGUAGGAUAUUUCUACUGUAGCGAAGUUGGAGGUUUUAGCUUUUCAGAGAAAUUUAACAAAAAACAAAAUUGGUUGUCACUAAACGUUCUAGAAAAAGAAAAAAAAAUAAAGUUAGAAGAGAUCAAGAUAGAUGGAUUAAUUGUUAAUCCAGAUCAGUGUCGAUUUGUCAUUUAUGACAAGAGUUUACUUCUCGAAUCUGAGCUGUUAUCAAAAAGACUACAAUCAAUGAGCUUCCAUCAAAUAGUGAACAAUUAUUUCCUCCUACUUGUAUUUUUAUUAAGAAAAGCCAAUCCACCUAUUAAAAAGCCUCGAAUGUCUCCUAAUGUUCUGAACCCGAUUUUGCUCCUGGUCCAAAAUAUCCUUUCAUAUAUUACAAUGUGUAUGCCAAUUUUAAAGAUAUCUACACUAGGAUUACAUUUUCAAAAAUCUCUUUCUAAUUUUGUUUGGUUUCUGUUAUCUACAUUCUCAGAAGAAAGAUUUAAUUUAAAAGUCGGCAAUUACUUUUUUUCUGUGAUAUUUGACAUCUUACUGGGUACCAUCGUUUUAGAUUUCCUGCAAGAGUACUUUACAAUGACUGAGUUUUUUGAGCACAUAUCAAACUUGUCACAGGAUUUGGUUGUCUCGCUGAAAAACCUAAUUGAAUGGUUGAUGGGCAGUCCUGCUGGAUUGAAAUUGAAUUUUCCUUUGAAUAGUGUUCUUGGAAAAUUCUUCCUUUAUCACAUUGAUCUUUGGUGGUUUUUCUUAGGUCUCGUUCGGCCUUUCUUAGAGUUUGGAUUCUACUUAUUACUGCUGAUUGGAAGAUUGGGCGUAACAUUUCAAAUUGCAAUCCUAGCUGACUUGCUUGCUUUAGCCAGUUUCCAUGUUUAUUGCAUAUAUGUGUAUGCAGCCAGGUUAUACAAUUUGCAGUUGAACGGUUUAGUAUCGCUGUCUCGGUUGUUUAUUGGAUGCAAACGCAAUCCACUGCCAGGAAAAGUGGAUUCGUGCCCUUACACCACUGAACAACUUUUUGUUGGUACAAUUGCAUUCACGGUUCUGCUGUUCUUACUGCCGACAACAUUGGUGUAUUAUGUUGUAUUCGCUGCACUACGGCUCUUCGUUAUUAUGAUCGGUGGUAUUCUAACCAGAGGGAGAUUUCUGCUUCAAUCACUGCCAAUCUAUGUUUUACUAUUGCGGUUACUAAAUCCUAGACGUCUCACUAGUUCCUUCGAAAUCAUUCCAGACUUCCGCUUUGGCACCAUCAGGUUAUACCUUAAUCCGACAAUUAGUCCUCUGUGGGAAGUGAUCCAAGAAUGCAUUCCUGAUCCCAUCGAGCGACCGGCCCAUGUUGAAUGGAGAAAACUGGCCAGAAGUCUGGUGAUGGGCAACCUUAUCUAUCCUAUGUAGUGUGUUGUCUAAUAAAGCUGUUGUGGCUUAUGUGUCAAUUCAAUCAACUGUUGGCCAAAUUUCAUGUUGAAUAGUUAAACUUUCUUAACACAAUAUUACUAUAAUUCUUCAAAAUAUGCAACAAUGAUUGUUGGGCAUUUUUCUUUUUCAACAGAAUUGUUAUUUUGUAUUAAAUAUAUUAUGUUUUUCUGUAUACUAAACA
Molecule: messenger RNA, 1911 nt
Organism: Nilaparvata lugens (brown planthopper)
Lineage: Eukaryota; Metazoa; Arthropoda; Insecta; Hemiptera; Delphacidae
Gene: PIG-Q
Product: phosphatidylinositol N-acetylglucosaminyltransferase subunit Q
Exons: 6
Coding region: 159-1709 (516 amino acids)
Biological process (GO): GPI anchor biosynthetic process
Cellular component (GO): endoplasmic reticulum; membrane
Source: RefSeq, a predicted model, not a curated record